AUGGCUUCGGGCUCAGCGAUGCCCUGCCAGAACCAGCGCCUCGGCCCGCGGCCGCAGGAUGAGCCGCCGGCGGCCGCCACGGCCACGGCGAGCGGAGGAUCCCGGCUGAUCCGCUUCGCUGAGCCCAGCGAGGACAGCGGCUGCCCCAGCCCGGACAGCAGCAGCAGCAGCAGCAACGGGGUGGUGGCGGCGCCGGUCCCCGCGGGGGAGGGCGGCGCGCCGGCCAUCGGGCCGCAGCUGAAGCUGCUGCCCAUGAACGACCAGCUGCGGGAGCUGCAGACUAUCAUCAGGGACAAGAAAUCCAGUAGAGGAGACUUCGUGUUUUCUGCUGAUCGUCUGAUCAGACUCGUGGUUGAAGAGGGACUGAAUCAACUGCCCUACACAGAAUGUACUGUGACCACUCCAACAGGACACAAGUACGAAGGAGUCCGAUUUGAGAAGGGAAACUGCGGGGUCAGCAUCAUGAGAAGUGGUAGGUGGUGCUGGCUGCUGAAGGACACACGUGCCAAAUCCAUCAUCCAGGAAUUCCCAGACAUCACCAUUUUAACUACAGAAGUGCAUCCUGUUGCACCAACACACUUUGGACAGAAGUAUUUUGGGACAGACUGACAGUCUUGGAACAACUGGAUAUGACUCUAUGGCAUUACAAGAGGUUUUUUUACAUUUUAUUACUAUUGAGUUGGUCGAGGGCAUGUUUAAAAACCUUUUUGGCCAACUAACUUAGGUUAGUGCUGGCCUGAACAGGGAUCAGGUACAGUGACAAAGCACUCUGGUUACAUGGUCAAGCAUCUCCAUGUUGGGGCUCUAUAACUGCCACACUCUGCUUUUAUUCCUAUUUAUUCUUCUCCAGCCUGUCCGUGGCCGCCUGCAAGAGCAAAAUAAACCCAACUAAACCCCAA
This is a messenger RNA of Onychostruthus taczanowskii (white-rumped snowfinch), 899 nucleotides long. RefSeq names its product uracil phosphoribosyltransferase homolog (gene UPRT). Lineage: Eukaryota; Metazoa; Chordata; Aves; Passeriformes; Passeridae. The record is from RefSeq and is a predicted model, not a curated record. Bases 1 to 609 code for a protein of 202 amino acids. The transcript is spliced from 6 exons.